AUGUCUCCUAAACGAAACGCCGGAUGGGACACCAAGGAUAUGAGAGCCCCCGUCCCUGGCAGCUCUGGGUGCAGCUCGCUGGACCCCUCCAUGGUCGGCCUUACAGGGAUUCCUGUCAGCUCAUCAACCGGUCAUCCCCAUUCGACUUGCGUCAACCCACAUGCGGGCUAUGCUACCGCUCACCCGGAUUCUGUAACUUUCUUAGCCCCCGAAAAUUAUUUAUCAAACCCACAAGACUCCACAAAUGAGCACAUGGGCUCUCUAUACAGCUGGUCUAGUACGUCCAACGCAGAAGAAUUAAAACCAUCUUCAUCCGCCGACUCUGGCGUCUGCUCUGCCUCAAACUCGCCCUUCAUGCAAUCCUUCUACAAUUUCGGGACCGCCACGCAGCCAGCGGCGCAUCCAGAUAUGACAGACACAAACGGCUACACCCCGCAACAGAUCAAUAAAUGGUGCAUGGAAAGUGAUCCCACCGGUAGCAGCUUCUAUCAACCUACAGCCUCGUACCCGGCCAUCAGUCCACUUGCAUUUUCACCAGCAGAGAUGCCAUCAAAUGUUUACCCAACACUAAACCAGAAUAUGAGCACCGCUGCAGAACAGUGGUUCCCCAUGCCGGCAUUUGCCAGCCCACCAUCUCCUCACAGCAAUACAAUUCCAAUCCCAAUCCCAGCACAGGAUAACAGCUUCCUCUCACCAUCCGCUACAGCCCUCUCACUCGACUCCUCCUCUGUCAUCAGUACCUCUCCCGCCCCCACUCUCUCCGACUUCGAAUCCAAGUCAUCCUCGCCCCCGUUCAACCCCGCCGACCUGACACGCUACGGCAUUCCAGCUGGCGAUGGGGUCUGGCGCUGCGCCCACCCGGGCUGCACAUCACAAGCAUUGUUCCGCCGAGGGUGUGAUCUGCGUAAGCACUACAAUCGACACCGCAAACAUCUCUUUUGUCGACAUGAGGGUUGUCCUCAAUCCAAGCAAGGCGGAUUCUCAAGCAAGAAAGACCGUGCGCGCCAUGAAGCUAAGCAUAACCCCGGAAUCGUCUGUGAAUGGGAUGGAUGUGGACGCGUGUUUAGUCGGGUGGACAAUAUGAAAGACCAUGUGAGGCGAAUUCAUCGACGGGCUGGAAGCCGUUGA
This is a messenger RNA of Penicillium waksmanii, 1128 nucleotides long. RefSeq names its product putative C2H2 transcription factor. NCBI's taxonomy places the organism in Eukaryota, Fungi, Ascomycota, Eurotiomycetes, Eurotiales, Aspergillaceae. The record is from RefSeq and is a predicted model, not a curated record. The coding region runs from base 1 to 1128 and encodes 375 amino acids. Gene Ontology annotation, cellular component: nucleus. The transcript has a single exon. Gene Ontology annotation, biological process: regulation of transcription by RNA polymerase II.